Messenger RNA from Aplosporella prunicola CBS 121167, 6739 nucleotides. RefSeq lists its product as uncharacterized. Gene Ontology annotation, molecular function: phosphopantetheine binding; fatty acid synthase activity; 3-oxoacyl-[acyl-carrier-protein] synthase activity. The transcript has 3 exons. The record is from RefSeq and is a predicted model, not a curated record. Gene Ontology annotation, biological process: fatty acid biosynthetic process. Lineage: Eukaryota; Fungi; Ascomycota; Dothideomycetes; Botryosphaeriales; Aplosporellaceae. Bases 81 to 6599 code for a protein of 2172 amino acids.
AUAGUCGGAUUUGGCCCAGUAUCUUAUAGAUCUUCCUUGACCUAAUUUUUCAUAAUCGAUAGACUUCGGCAUCCGCAAACAUGAACAUCCUCAUUUUCGGUGAUCAGACGGCUGAUCAGUACCCGUUGUUGCGAAAGGCGGUGUUGAGGAAGGACAACGCUCUACUCUCGACCUUCAUCGAGCGUACAGGUGUCGUUCUCAGAGAUGAGAUCAAGCGCCUACCUCGCUCCCAGCGAGACAACUUUCCGGACUUCUUGAACGUUUCCAUGCUGGUUGAGGGCUAUUAUGAGAAGGGCAUGAAAAUUCCGCAGUUGGAAAGCUGCUUAGUCACCAUUUCUCAGCUUGCUCACUACAUCGGGUACUAUUCCGAGCACCCAACUGAAAUCCCGGUCCCUUCGAAUACUAGGGUGCUUGGGCUGUGCACUGGUAUCCUUGCAGCUGCAGCAGUCGCCUCGGCCAAGUCUCUGAGCGACCUGCUCCCUCUUGCGAUCGAAACCGUUCGCAUCGCCUUCAGGGCGGGAACUUGUGUGGCAGCGGCAAAAUAUGCUCUGGAGUAUCCCGGCGAGUCUCAACAAUGCUGGUCGACAAUCGUCGCGGGCACUUCCGAACAGUCAGCCAAGGACGCGUUGGCCGACUUCCACCAAGAGAAAGGAAUUCCAAUCCCAAACCAGGCGUGGGUCAGCGCCGUUAGUGUAAUGGCUGUCACCAUCAGUGGACCGCCAUCGACCACUCGCCGACUUUUUGAGGAAUCGGAAGCCUUGAAAAAGAACAGCCGGGUGGCAAUCCCAGUUUACGCGCCGUACCACGCUGCGCACUUGCAUAGCAAAGCCGAUAUCGAUCGCAUUCUGGACAGGGAGGCGCGUCACCUUCUGCUGCAAUAUCGCCCGAUGUCCCUCAUUCACUCUGCCAGCAACGGAACGUGCCACACCGUUUCCAACACACUUGAACUCUUCGAGCUGGCUCUGAGCGAAGUCCUGCAGGAGCCAGUGAGAUGGGAUCGCCUACUUGAGGAGGUCGUGUCACAGGUCACUGAGUUCAGCAAAUCGGAGUGCUCAGUCACUGCCAUCGGUGUUACCAACAUUGCAAACAGUCUUGCCUCGGCGCUUAAGGCUGGUGGCCAGACUGCCAUCUCCGGCAAGGAUUACACCGCCUGGAUCCAAAGCAUGGCAGAAGGUACUGGUCGGACGCAAAACGACAAGAUUGCCAUCGUUGGCAUGUCCGGGAGGUUCCCUGGUGCGGCUAACUACGAAGAACUUUGGACUCUGCUUGAGAAGGGCCUGGACGUCCACCGUGAGGUGCCUCCUGAUCGAUUCGACGCCAAGGCCCACUGCGAUCCUUCGGGCAAGGGCAAGAACAAGAGUCAUACUCCGUACGGUUGCUUCAUUGAAGAACCUGGUCUUUUCGACCCUCGCUUCUUCAACAUGUCGCCGCGCGAAGCCGCCCAGACAGACCCAAUGGGACGCUUGGCCCUCGUCACUGCUUACGAAGCUUUGGAGAUGUCUGGCUACGUGCCAAACCGUACUCCAUCCACGAAGCUUCACCGUAUCGGUACUUUUUACGGUCAGACAUCAGACGACUGGCGUGAGAUCAACGCGGCUGAAAACGUCGACACAUACUUCAUCACUGGAGGUGUGCGCGCGUUCGCCCCAGGCCGCAUCAAUUACUACUUCAAAUUCUCCGGGCCCUCUUUCAGUAUUGACACCGCUUGCUCUUCGAGUCUUGCUGCCAUUCAAUUGGCUUGCACCUCGCUCUGGGCGGGAGACUGCGAUACUGCAUGUGCCGGUGGUUUGAACGUUCUUACCAACCCUGACAUUUUCUCUGGUCUUAGCAAAGGCCAGUUCCUUUCGAAGACUGGAUCUUGCAAGACUUACGACAAUGACGCUGACGGCUACUGCCGCGGUGACGGCUGUGGCUCAGUCGUCUUGAAGCGGUACGAAGAUGCCAUUGCUGACAAGGAUAACAUUCUCGGCUGUAUUCUUGGUGCCGCAACGAACCACUCUGCGGAAGCUGUCUCCAUCACUCACCCCCACGCUGGAGCCCAGGAGGUCUUGUACAAGCGCGUUCUUGCUAACGCUGGCGUCGAUGCUCAUGAUGUCAGCUACGUCGAGAUGCACGGUACUGGCACCCAGGCCGGCGAUGGCAUUGAGAUGACGUCAGUCACGAAUGUGUUCGCGCCUCGUCACCGCCAACGGAAGCCUGAGCAGACCCUUCACCUGGGCGCUAUCAAGGCUAACAUUGGCCAUGGAGAAGCUGCAUCUGGCAUCAACUCCUUGAUCAAAGUCAUGUUGAUGUUCGAGAAAAAUGCCAUCCCUGCUAAUGUUGGCAUUAAAGGCGUCAUGAACAAAACCUUCCCCAAGGACCUCGGUCAGCGCAACGUCCAUAUUGAGACGCAACAGGUUGCCUAUCCCAGAAAAGGAGCCGAGAAGAGGAAGAUCUUCCUCAACAAUUUCAGCGCUGCCGGCGGUAACACUGCCCUCAUUAUCGAGGAUGGUCCUUUGAGAGAAGCGCCGGUCAGCCAAGACCCGCGAUGCACUCAUGUUGUUGCUGUUUCCGCACGCUCGAUUGCUUCCCUGAAGAGGAACAUCCAGAGCCUCAUCACUUACAUUGGUGAACACCCUGAUACCACUCUGCCGAGCCUUGCAUAUACCACAACUGCGCGUAGGAUCCAACACAAUUACAGAGUCAUAGUUGCAGUCAACGAAAUGUCCAAGGUUAAGGAUGCCCUCCAAGACCAACUGAAGGACACCUACAGCCCCAUCGCCAUGGUUGCCACCAAGGCAGCUUUCACUUUCACCGGCCAAGGUUCGCAAUACACUGCUCUGGGCCAGAAGCUUUACCUAGACCUGCCAUCGUUCAGGGCCGACAUCGACCAGCUUGACAACCUUGCUCGCAUGCAGGAUCUGCCCUCCUUCAUUCCGCUCAUUGAUGGCACUGAUGUCACCACUCUGUCUCCGCUUGUCAUUCAACUCGGAAUGGCUUGUAUCCAAGUUGCUCUCGCACGCAUGUGGUCAGCUUGGGGCGUCAAGCCAGCUGUUGUCAUUGGCCACAGCCUAGGCGAGUACGCGGCACUGCACGUCGCUGGUGUCAUCUCCGCUGCCGACAUGAUUCUCUUAGUCGGACGUAGGGCACAGCUCCUUGUUGCUGACUGCACUGAGUACACCCACGGCAUGCUCGCUGUCAAGGGUAGCCGGGAGUCUAUCUCGGAAGUUCUGGGCGCCAAGAUGCUUGAAGUUGCCUGCGUCAACGGACCUGAAGAGACUGUUCUUUGCGGGACGGUGGAUAUCGUCGAUGCCGUUAACGAGACGCUCAGUGGACGAGGCUUCAAGGCGACCAAGUUGAAGGUGCCGUUUGCCUUCCACUCCGCUCAGGUUGAGCCUAUCCUUGAGUCUUUCAAGGCGGUUGCUGCCUCUGUUGCAUACAACAAGCCCACUGUGCCAGUCUUGUCUCCUCUGACUGGUGAGGUCAUCCGUGAGGCCGGCAUCAUUGGCCCAGAUUAUCUUGCCAGACAUGCUCGUGAGACUGUCAACUUCUGGACGGCUCUGGCCAACGGCAAGGAGCAAAACGCCUUUGACGAAAAGACCGUCUGGCUAGAAGUCGGCGCUCACCCUGUCUGCUCUGGUAUGGUGAAGUCCUCUCUCAGCAACGCACCAUUGACGGCUCCUUCUCUUCGCCGCAAUGAGGACCCUUGGAAGACGAUUGCCACCAGUCUUUGCACUCUCUACACGGCUGGUGUUCCAAUCGACUUCAACGAGUACCACCAAGAGUUCAAUGAUGCGCACGAGUUGCUCAGGCUGCCUACAUACAGUUUCGACAACAAACGCUACUGGCUUGACUACCACAACAACUGGUGCCUUACCAAGGGCGAAGCCCCGGCUGUUGCCAAAGAGGUUCCUCAGCAAGUUGCUGAGAUCAAAUCCAAGCUUUCGACUACCGCUUGUCAGCGUAUCGUCAAGGAAGAGCUUCAUGCCAACUCGGGCAAGAUAGUCAUUCAGACUGAUCUUACCGAGCCCAAGCUUUACAAGGCUGUCAGCGGCCACGUUGUCAACGGCAGUGCUCUGUGCCCGUCCUCGCUGUAUGCUGAUAUGGCCAUGACAGCCGCGGACUACUUGUAUAAGCAGCUUCGUCCUGGUGCCGCACCUGUAGGAUACAACGUCUGCAAGAUGGAAGUUUUCAAGGUGUUGAUCGCCGAUGUUCCUCCUGCACCUGAAGGUCAACACAUCCAACUUGAGGCUGAGGCUGACCUAGAGACUAAGGAGGUCUUACUCAAGUACCGCAGUGUGACGCCCCAAGGGAAGACGCUUCAGGAUCAUGCUGUGGCCACUGUCAUGUACGAAGAUCUUGACGAGUGGCGCGAGGAGUGGCAGCGUGUGCAGUUCAUGGUCCAGGGCCAGAUCGACUUCCUGCACCACAAGCUCCAGAACGGUGGCGCGCACAAGGUUCUGCGUGGCAUGGCCUACAAGCUGUUCCAGGCCCUCGUCGACUAUAUUCCCACCUACCGUGGCAUGGAGGAGGUUAUCCUUGACGGCAAGCAAACAGAGGCCACUGCUGCGGUCCAGUUCCAAACAACCCCUGCCGAUGGCGAGUUCUACUGCUCUCCAUACUGGAUCGACUCCCUUGCCCAUAUCUCUGGCUUCAUCGUCAACGCUUCUGACCUAGUUGAUUCUGCCAACAGUGUCUACAUCUCUCACGGGUGGAAAUCAAUCAAGAUCUCCAAGCAGCUUUCGGCUGACAAGAAGUACCGCUCCUAUGUCAGAAUGCAGCCCGCUCCCGGCAACAUCUCUCAGGGUGACGUCUACAUCUUCGAGGGCGAUGAGAUUAUCGGUUUGGUCGCUGGCCUUAAGUUCCAAAACAUUCCUCGACGUGUCAUGAACAUCAUGAUGCCGCCUGUCAACAAAGCCGGCGCUGCUGCGCCUAAGGCUCUUCCUGCAUUGAAGCCCACUGCUAAACCGGCGCCUGCCAAGGCUCCCGCCGCUCCAAAGAAGGCUGCUGUAGCUGUGACCAAGAAGACUGUCAAGGCCGCGGCGCCAAAGGCUUCCGGCAAUGUCAUCACUUCUCGUGUGAUGAAGAUUAUUGCCGAGGAGUGUGAUCUGGACAUGUCCGAGCUUGUAGAUGACGCCGCCUUUGAGAACAUGGGUGUUGACUCGUUAAUGUCUCUCACAAUCUCUGCCAAGUUCCGUGAGGACCUUGACCUGGAAAUCAGCUCGACGCUCUUCACCGAUUAUCCCACCGUGGGCUCGAUGAAGAAGUUCUUCUCUCAGUAUGAUGGCGGUGCACCGCUGGCCGAGGAGGACUCGACUGAGUCCGAAUCUUCAGACCCUCGCACUCCUGAUGAGGAAGAAGACUCAGACACUGCCCCAAGCUCUGCUCCCAGCUCGGCUUCAAGCGUAUCCGGUAAGGAUGAUUAUGUCGAGGUCAAGGUCAAAGAAACCCGUCAGGUCACCACUGGCAGUGUCAGCCUUGCUCGUCAGAUUGUCGCUGAGGAGAUGGGUGUCUCAGUCUCAGAGAUCGCAGACCAGGCUGACCUAGCGGAACUUGGCAUGGACUCCCUCAUGAGUCUCACCAUCCUGUCUUCUCUGCGUGAAAAGACUGGCGUCGACCUUCCUUCCACCUUCUUGGUCACCAACGCCACCAUUGAAGACAUUGAAAAUGCUUUGGGCAUGCGCGCUAAGCCCCAGAAAGAGGUGAAGAUUGAGAAGGUUCAGACCAAGGUCGAAAAGAAGUCGCCUCCCAAGGCUCCCAAGACUACCAAGGCCCCGGUGUUGGAGCAAGUCAACCAGAAGCUGUCUUCGAACGUUGAUAUCUCAAAGCUACCUCCCGCAACUUCUGUUCUGCUUCAGGGUAACGCUAAGAUUGCGACCAAGAAGCUUUUCUUCCUGCCUGAUGGUUCGGGUUCCGCGACCUCCUACAUCUCCAUUCCAACUCUCUCCUCUGACUUUGCAGUCUACGGCCUGAACUGCCCCUUCAUGAAGAAGCCAGAAGAUUUCACAUGUGGCGUUGAGGGCGUCUCCGCUCUUUACCUCGCCGAGAUGAGGCGCCGCCAACCUGAAGGCCCCUACUACGUGGGCGGUUGGUCCGCGGGUGGUGUCCUCGCCUACGAGGUCUGCCAGCAGGUCAUCGCACAGGGCGAAAAGAUCGAGAAGCUGCUGCUACUUGACUCUCCUUGCCCUGUAGCACUGGCACCGCUUCCAGCCCGUCUCCACCACUUCUUCGACUCCAUCGGACUCCUCGGCACCGGUAAACCCGGUGGGACGCCUGGCUGGCUCCUUCCUCACUUCGCCUCUUCCAUCAAGGCCUUGAAGGAGUAUGAGCCCAUACCAUUCCCCGAGGGUAAGGCUCCAGAGACAUACGCCAUCUGGUGCACUGAUGGCGUCUGCGGCAAGCCGGACGACCCGCGUCCACCUCCAGCUGAAGAGGAAGACCCUGCGCCCAUGACGUGGUUGCUCAACAACCGACACGAGUUUGGUGACAAUGGCUGGGCACAGCUGGUGCCACUGGAGAAGAUGGCCUUUGGUGUCAUGGGCGGCAACCACUUCACCAUGAUGAGGGACGAGCACGCUGAAACCCUCGGCAAGCUCAUCAGGGAAGGCUUGGGUCUUUGAACGAAGCACAACUGUUGCUUCUUUUUGUUUUUCUUUGGCUGGCGUUUCAGUGAAAGGGUUUGGACAUAUGGCGCUGGCACUGAUCUGGUCACGUUCCUUUCACUGACGAUUCAUGCCCUGACAACGUUUUAUUUCCUAUG